AUGGGUACUUCACCAGAGUCAGCUGAUACUCUAGCUUCUGCUUCUGCUGUUACCACUAAUGCUCCUGCACCUGCAGUGACCUUUGCUUCAGGAGUAAUUGACUCCACUCACCCUUAUUACCUUCAUCCUUCUGACUAUCCAGGGAUGAACCUUGUAUCCUCAGCUUUUGAUGGCAAAGGAUAUGGAGGUUGGAGAAGGGCAGUCAUCAUUACCUUGUCUGCAAAGAACAAGCUGGGAUUCAUCGAUGGUACUCUUAUUAUCCCUAAGACUGAUUCUGCAGUCCAGCAGACUUGGGGUAGAUGUAAUGAUAUGGUACUCUCAUGGCUUCUCAACUCCUUGUCCAAAGAGAUAGCUGAAAGUGUGCUCUAUUCACAAAGUGCAAAGGAUUUGUGGAGUGACCUGGAAGACAGAUUUGGACAGGCAAAUGGAGCAAAGUUGUUCCAAUUACAAAAGGAAUUAAGUUCAGUAGUACAAGGUAAUUCAAGUGUAUCAACUUACUUCACCAAAAUCAAAAGCCUAUGGGAUGAACUAGAUGCACUCAAUACAUUUUCUGCUUGUGUAUGUGAGUGUGAGUGUGGUGCAAAAGUCAAAAGCUUGAAAGCACACCAAGAUGAGAGACUAUUGCAUUUCCUAAUGGGACUAAAUGAUAUAUUUAUUGGGGUAAGGAGUAACAUUCUAUUGUCAUCACCUUUACCCUCCAUUAGACAGGCAUACUCUCUUGUGAUUCAAGAUGAAAAGCAAAGGGAGAUACAUGCUACCCCUGCAUACUCAGGAGAAUCUGCCUCAUUCAUUGCUACCAACCAACAAGGAAAUUUCAGAAGAUUUAAUAAGAACAGGAUGCAUAAAACAAGUUUUGAAUCUAAGAAAUAUGUAGGAAUUUGUUCCUAUUGCAAAAAACCUGGACAUAGCAUCCAGAAAUGUUAUAGAAUUCAUGGGUUUCCAGCUGAUUUCAAGUUCACAAGGGAGAAAAGAUUUCAAGGAGUUGCCCAGGCAAACAAAGCUUCUUUCUCAAAUGAAGAAAAUGAACAGGGAAGUGCAUCAGGAGUUCAGAAUCUCACCAAGGAAGAUGUGGCUGAGCUGCUGCAGCUUCUUCAACAAGUGAGAGUGGGACAUUCCAGUGCAGAUACCCCUGAUGUUGCAGCAAAU
Molecule: messenger RNA, 1146 nt
Organism: Nicotiana tabacum (common tobacco)
Lineage: Eukaryota; Viridiplantae; Streptophyta; Magnoliopsida; Solanales; Solanaceae
Source: RefSeq, a predicted model, not a curated record